CCAGUGGGCGGCCCAAAGGGGAACGGCCUGAUGCCAUGGCAGCACUGCAGGCAGCCAAUGAGGAGCUGAGGGCCAAGCUCACUGAAAUCCAAAUAGAACUUCAGCAAGAGAAAACCAAGGUCAGUAAGCUGGAAAGGGAGAAGUCUCAGGAGGUCCGUCACGAGCAGCACAAGUCCACGGUGGUGGUGACGGAGUUAAAAGCCAAACUUCAUGAGGAGAAACUUCGGGAGCUUCACAGCGUUCGGGAAACACUCCUACGUCAACACGAGACUGAACUGGUGCGGGUCAUUAGGAUCAAAGACGGAGAGAUCCAGAGACUCCAGGCGCUCGUCAGUGCCCUCCGAGAUGGAUCCACCGAUAAGGUGAAGUCUGCAAUGAUGGCGGAGGCUCGAGAGGAGUGCAGGAGGAGUUUCGAUGUGGAGCGCAUGCGACUGCUACAGGAGAUCUCCGAGCUCAAGGCGGUGAAAAGGCAUAUGGAAGAGGCGUUAAACAUGGCGGUGCAAGCCGACAAGAGCAAAGCCGCCGAGAUCCGCAGCGUCUACCAUCUCCACCAGGAGGAAAUCAACCGCAUCAAGAGAGAGUGUGAAAGAGAGAUCCGCAGACUGAUGGAUGAGAUUAAACUAAAGGAGCGUGCUGUCUGUGGGCUGGAGAGAGAGCUCAGCGCUCAGGCGGGCCACACGUGGAAACUACAGCAGCAGAAACAGGCUGUAGACACUCAGCUGGCCCUGCUGCGAGACUCCAGCCCCAGACGAGAGGGCCCUUAUUCACCCGCUGCAGGAGACGCAGUAGAGAACACAGCUCACCCUAUGCAGCAGUUGGAUGAGAAGGAUGCUCGACGUUUCCAACUGAAAAUUGCAGAACUGAGUGCAAUUAUUCGCAAACUAGAAGACCGCAACGCACUGCUGUCAGAGGAACGCAAUGAACUGUUAAAGCGUCUCCGUGAAGCUGAGAGCCAGUAUAAGCCGUUAAUGGACAAGAACAGACGUCUCAGCCGCAAGAAUGAGGAGCUGGUUCAUGCAUUGAGACGCAUGGAGAACAAAGUGCAAUUCAUCACACAGGAGAACAUCGAAAUGCGAGAGAAGGCUGGGACGAUACGCCGGCCUAGUUCUCUGAACGAUCUGGAUCAGAGUCAAGAGGAAAGAGAGAUUGAGUUUCUCAGACUACAAGUGCUGGAACAACAGAACAUAAUUGAUGAACUGUCCAAGGCGCUGGAAACCGCUGGAUACGUGAAGAGUGUGAUAGAGAGAGACAUGUUGCUGAGAUACAGGAGACAGGACAGCCUGCGCAGGAAGAAGCCCUUCAGAACCUGUAGACCGGUGGUGGAGACGUUUUUUGGCUAUGAUGAGGAAGGCUCUAUAGACUCGGAUGGCUCCUCUAUUUCCUACCACACAGACCGAACGCCCUGCACACCAGACGAUGACCUCGAAGAGGGAAUGCUUAAGGAGGAGACUGAGCUGCGUUUCCGUCAGCUGACGAUGGAGUAUCAGGCUCUUCAGCGAGCUUACGCGCUCCUUCAGGAGCAGGUGGGAGGAACAUUUGACGCAGAGAAAGAGAUCAAGACUCGAGAGCAGCUUCAUGCUGAACUGUUCCGGUACCAGACCAGAAUAGCAGAUCUGGAGUGUGUUCUAAGUCACCAGGGACAGGAUAUGAAGUGGAUUGAGGAGAAACAAGCUUUGUAUAAACGCAACCAAGAGCUUGUAGAAAAGAUUAAAAAUAUGGAGACAGAGGAGACACGACUGAAAAAUGAAAUUCAGGAUGCAAAAGACCAAAACGAACUCCUGGAGUUCAGAAUUCUUGAACUUGAAGAGAGAGAGAGAAGAUCUCCAGCCAUAAACUUUCAGAACAUCCAUUUUGCUGAGGGCACGAGUCCCCUGCAGUUGUACUGUGAGGCAGAGGGUGUUACUGACAUUUUGAUCACAGAGCUGAUGAAGAAACUCGAUAUUCUGGGGGAUAACGCCGUAAGUAAUCUGACCAAUGAGGAGCAAGUGGUGGUUAUUCAUGCCAGAACAGUAUUAACAUUAGCAGAGAAGUGGUUAGAGCAAAUCGAAGUCACCAAAUCAGCUUUACAGCAGAAAAUGCUGGACAUCGAAAGUGAAAAGGAGCUGUUUGGCAAACAAAAAGGAUAUUUAGACGAGGAAUUAGACUACAGAAAGCAGUCUUUGGACAAUGCGCAUAAGCGUAUCCUUGAGCUGGAGGCGAUGCUGUUCGAUGCUCUACAGCUGGAGGAGACGGGAGGGAAGGUGUCCGAGCUGCUGACUGAGCAAGACCGUGAUUCGCUGAGAGAGGCUGUGGAUCAGUGGAAGAGGCAGGUCUUGAGUGAAUUACGAGAGAGAGAUGCACAGAUACUCAGAGAGCGGAUGGAACUGCUACAACAUGCUCAAGCGAGGAUAAAAGAGCUUGAAGAAUGGAUAGAGACACAGAAACGGCAGAUCAAGGAACUAGAAGAAAAGUUUUUAUUUUUAUUUUUAUUUUUUUCUUUAGCCUUCAUUCUUUGGUCAUAGCUCUUCUGGAAAGCAGGAAACGGUGCCAUGCGGCUCAGUGGACUCCGCUCACAGGCCUCAAGUGUUCUUCUGUACCAGAGGAGGGUGACACACGUGUCAUCAGGGGUCCCAGACAUCUCUUCUGCACUGAUACGAGACUUCAAACUGUUCACAUCAACUCUGGAACAUGGACGUGGAAUAUGGUGCUCUCCAUCUUGUGGACUAAAACUGUUUUUAUCCUCAUGACCUUUUAAACUUUGCUUCGUGUGACCUCUGUGCGUGUGGAAUUUAAGGACUCUUAAAUUGAAACGCUCUCUCCUUUCCCUGCUAAGCAGGUGGUGCUGGAGGCUGCUUCCCUUUGGAAGCCUGAUGGAAUGAGAAGUGUUACGUUAAAAUUCUUCCUCCCACUGUUUACACUCACUCUGCUUCAGUUCCUGGUGGUCCAGUACGUCUGGUGUUUGCGUGGUGGUGCUCGCACGCUCCUGUACAUUGAGAGAAAUGGAACUGAAGGUUUAAUCCUGGAAUUAAAAUAGUCUGGUUUUCUAAUGUACAGGAAAAGUGUUUGAAAUAAAUUUCUCAGAGGAAGACUGGGAAUCUAAGA
Molecule: messenger RNA, 3081 nt
Organism: Carassius auratus (goldfish)
Lineage: Eukaryota; Metazoa; Chordata; Actinopteri; Cypriniformes; Cyprinidae
Product: janus kinase and microtubule-interacting protein 3-like
Exons: 23
Coding region: 36-2501 (821 amino acids)
Molecular function (GO): kinase binding; microtubule binding
Source: RefSeq, a predicted model, not a curated record